This is a messenger RNA of Echinops telfairi (small Madagascar hedgehog), 7810 nucleotides long. RefSeq names its product dedicator of cytokinesis 10 (gene DOCK10). Bases 1 to 6606 code for a protein of 2201 amino acids. The record is from RefSeq and is a predicted model, not a curated record. The transcript has 56 exons. Lineage: Eukaryota; Metazoa; Chordata; Mammalia; Afrosoricida; Tenrecidae. Gene Ontology annotation, biological process: small GTPase-mediated signal transduction; regulation of cell migration; positive regulation of GTPase activity. Gene Ontology annotation, molecular function: guanyl-nucleotide exchange factor activity.
AUGGGCUGUACUGCCAGCAUUGUUCUGCUUCAAGCUUUUCGCUCUGUGGUCCAGAGGAGCUGUCCACACAUUUGUAGACGACGCCAGGAGGAACCCUCCCAUGAAAUCCUGCCUCUGGAAAGCGACGAUGAAAUGAGCAGACCCCGAACCCUCAUCCUAAUGCAGGAAAAGCCGAGGCUCCUGGAGCCCUUGGACUAUGAAACGGUCAUUGGAGAACUUGAGAAGGCCUAUGGGAACGAUCCUCUUCGCGAUCUCCUGUUCUUCCCCAGUGACGAUUUCUCAAUCGCCACGGUGCCUUGGGACAUCCGAACAUUGUACUCUACAGUGCCCGAGGAUGCAGCGAGCAAGGCUGAGAGUUUACUGGUGAAAGAGGCUUGUAAGUUUUAUAGUUCUCAGUGGUAUGUGGUCAACUACAAGUAUGAACAAUAUUCGGGAGACAUUCGACAGUUACCCCGAGCAGAAUACAAACCAGAGAAACUCCCUUCCCAUUCCUUUGAGGUGGACCAUGAAGAUGCCGAUAAGGAUGAAGAUACAACAUCCCACUCGUCCUCCAAGGGUGGCGGCGGGGCCGGAGGAAGUGGAGUGUUCAAGUCUGGCUGGCUCUACAAAGGAAACUUUAAUAGCACCGUGAACAACACAGUCACUGUUCGGUCGUUCAAAAAGCGCUACUUCCAGCUCACCCAGUUGCCAGACAGCUCCUACAUCAUGAAUUUUUACAAAGACGAGAAGAUAGCCAAAGAGCCCAAAGGCUGCAUCUUUUUGGAUUCCUGUACAAGUGUGGUGCAGAAUAACCGACUGAGGAAACAUGCCAUUGAGCUAAAGAUGAAUGACCUCACCUAUUUCGUGCUGGCUGCAGAAACGGAGUCCGACAUGGAGGAGUGGAUCCACACCCUGAACCGCAUCUUGCAAAUCAGUCCUGAGGGGACCCUGCAGGGAAGACGGAGCAUGGAGCUCACUGACCUGGGGCUGGAUCCACUGGAGAACUCGGUAGCUUGUGAAUGCACACCUGAGGAGACAGAACCUUCCGAGAGCAGCCUCCACCCAGACUUUGCAAAAUACCUCACGGAAACGGAAGAAACGGUCCGAAUGACUCGGAACUUGGAGAGGUUAAAUCUGUUCUCACUAGAUCCGGAUAUAGAUACCUUGAAACUUCAGAAAAAGGAUAUAUUAAUGCCGGAGUCUGUGAUCAAACCGUUUGAAGAGAAAGCAGCCAAGAGGAUCCUGGUCAUCGGUAAAGCCCUCAAUCUGAAUCUCCAGGGAUGUGUGACGGAGAAUGAAAAUGAUCCAGUAACGAACAUUGAACCCUUCUUUGUGAGUGUGGCGCUUUAUGACCUCCGAGACAACCAGAAGAUUUCUGCCGAUUUCCACAUGGAUCUAAACCACACUGCUGUCAGGCAGAUGAUCUCAGGGGCGUCCGUGGCUUUGGAAAACGGCAGCAUUGACACCGCCACUCCGAGACAAUCAGAAGAGCCCUGCGUCAAGGGGUUUCCAGAAGAAUGGCUGAAAUUCCCAAAGCAGGCUAUCUUUUCUAUAAGCAACCCACACUCUGAAGUUGUUUUGGUGGCCAAGAUUGAAAAGGUUCUCAUGGGAAACAUUGCAAAUGGUGCUGAGCCUUACAUUAAGAAUCCAGACUCCAACAAGUAUGCACAAAAGAUCCUAAAAUCCAACAGGCAGUUCUGCAGCAAAUUGGGGAAAUACCGCAUGCCGUUUGCUUGGGCUGUAAGAUCAGUAUUUAAAGAUAACCAGGGAAAUGUGGACAGAGACUCAAGAUUUUCGCCGCUAUAUAGACAAGAAAGUAGCAAGCUAUCAACUGAGGACCUACUUAAAUCAGUGACGGAUUACAGAAGGGCUGACAGAAUAAGCAAAGCGCUGACCAUCCCAGGAAGCCUGGAUAUUGCUGUUGACAGUGUCCCUUUGGAGCACCCAAACUGUGUGACAUCAUCCUUUAUCCCUGUCAAGCCUUUCGAUGUGACAGCUCAGCCUGAACCCACGCUGGAGGUGGAAGAAUUUGUUUACGACACAACCAAGUGCUGCCGUCCUUAUAGAGUCUACAAAAACCAAAUCUACAUUUACCCCAGGCACCUCAAGUAUGAUAGCCAGAAAUGCUUCAACAAGGCACGGAAUAUCACAGUGUGCGUUGAAUUUAAAAACUCCGAUGAGGAUGGUGCCACUCCAGUGAAGUGCAUUUAUGGAAAACCCGGAGGGCCCCUCUUCACUUCGGCAGCCUACACAGCAGUGCUGCAUCAUUCACAGAACCCAGACUUCUUGGAUGAGGUGAAAAUUGAGCUACCAACACAGCUACAUGAGAAACACCAUAUUUUGUUUUCUUUCUAUCAUGUCACCUGCGACAUCAAUGCCAAAGCUAAUGCCAAAAAGAAGGGAGCUCUGGAAACAUCAGUCGGAUAUGCUUGGCUUCCUCUGAAGAGGCAUGAUCAGAUAACUUCCCAGGAGUAUAAUAUCCCAGUAGCAACAAGCCUGCCUCCUAAUUAUUUAAGCUUUCAAGAUUCUGCAAGUGCAAAGCAGCAGCAGCAGCAGAGUACAAGUGACAUUAAAUGGGUUGAUGGUGGCAAACCACUUUUCAAAGUAUCAACAUUUGUUGUAUCAACAGUGAAUACUCAGGAUCCACACGUGAACACAUUUUUUAAACAGUGCCAAAAAAGAGAGAAAGAUAUGUCUCGGUCCCCUUCCUCGAAUUUCGUCCGCUCUUGUAAGAAUUUAUUGAAUGUGGAAAAGAUUCAUGCAAUCAUGAGUUUUCUGCCUAUCAUCUUGAAUCAGCUCUUCAAGGUCCUGGUACAGAAUGAGGAAGAUGAAAUAAGUACACCUGUGACCAGGGUUCUGACUGACAUUGUGGCCAAGUGUCACGAAGAGCAGCAGGAACCCUCUGUGCAGUCCUACAUAAAGUUCGUGUUCAAGACCAGGACGUACAAGGAGAGAACCAUCCAUGAGGAACUGGCUAAAAAUGUGACCGGCCUUUUGAAAUCAAAUGACUCCACAGUCAUAAAGCAUGUCCUGAAGCAUUCCUGGUUCUUCUUUGCAGUUAUCCUAAAAUCAAUGGCACAGCACUUGAUUGACACAAAUAAAAUCCAGCUUCCACGGGCUCAACGAUUUCCUGAAUCUUACCAACAUGAAUUGGAUACUCUUGUCAUGGUCUUAUCUGACCACGUGAUAUGGAAAUGCAACAACUCCAUUGAAGAGACAAGAAGGGCCAAUCACAGCGUUGCCAGGUUUCUUAAGCGCUGCUUUACGUUCAUGGAUCGUGGCUUUGUGUUUAAGAUGGUGAACAAUUACGUCAGCAUGUUCUCCUCGGGUGACCUAAAGACCUUAUGCCAGUACAAGUUUGAUUUUCUUCAAGAAGUGUGUCAGCAUGAACACUUUAUCCCUCUGUGCCUGCCCAUACGGUCAGCACACAUUCCAGAUCCUUUGACACCUUCAGAAUCAAUGCAGGAGUUACAUGCAUCAGAGAUGCCUGAAUAUUCGGUCACAAAUGAAUUUUGCCGCAAACACUUCUUAAUCGGAAUUCUGCUGCGAGAAGUUGGCUUUGCUCUGCAGGAAGACCAAGAUAUCAGGCACUUAGCGUUAGCUGUCCUAAAAAAUCUGAUGGCGAAGCAUUCAUUCGAUGAUCGAUACAGAGAGCCUGAAAAACAGGCCCAGAUAGCAAGUUUAUAUAUGCCCCUCUAUGGCAUGCUUCUGGACAAUAUGCCAAGGAUUUACCUGAAGGACCUGUAUCCUUUUACUGUUAAUACAUCUAACCAGGGAUCUCGAGAUGACCUGAGCACCAAUGGAGGCUUUCCGAUCCAGACAGCUAUGAAGCAUGCCAACUCAGUGGAUACAUCAUUCUCUAAAGAUGUUUUAAAUUCUAUAGCAGCAUUUUCAUCAAUAGCUAUUUCUACAGUAAACCACGCUGAUUCCAGAGCAUCCUUAGCAAGUCUGGACUCCAACCCAAGCACCACCGAAAAGAGCAGUGAGAAGAAUGACAACUGUGAAAAGAUCCCAAGACCCUUGUCUUUGAUAGGCUCAACGCUUCGAUUUGACAAGUUAGAUCAAGCAGAAACCCGGAGUCUCCUGAUGUGUUUCCUUCACAUCAUUAAAACGAUUUCAGAGGGUACUCUGGUUGCCUACUGGCAACGAGCGCCCAGUCCAGAGGUAUCCGACUUCUUCAGCAUCUUAGAUGUCUGCCUUCAAAAUUUCAGAUACCUAGGCAAACGCAAUAUAAUCAGAAAAAUCGCUGCUGCGUUUAAAUUUGUACAGUCUACCCAGAAUAAUGGAACGCUCAAGGGAUCAAAUCCUUCCUGCCAGACGUCAGGUCUCUUGUCACAAUGGAUGCAUAGCGGCCAUGAAGGACAUAAGCAGCACAGAUCACAAACUUUACCUAUAAUUCGAGGCAAAAAUGCACUUUCUAACCCCAAACUUUUACAGAUGUUGGAUAACACCAUGAACAGCAACUCCAAUGAAAUAGACAUCGUCUACCAUGUGGACACUGAAGCCAACAUAGCGACAGAGGUUUGCCUCACUAUUCUAGACUUGCUGUCUCUCUUCACCCAGAUCCACCAGAGGCAACUCCAACAAUCUGACUGUCAAAAUUCACUGAUGAAAAGGGUCUUUGAUACCUACAUGCUCUUUUUCCAAGUCAACCAGUCAGCCACGGCACUGAAACAUGUAUUUGCCUCUUUGAGACUGUUUGUUUGCAAGUUCCCUUCAGCGUUCUUCCAAGGACCAGCAGACCUCUGCGGGUCAUUCUGCUACGAAGUCCUCAAGUGCUGUAACCACAGGUCACGGUCCACCCAGAUGGAAGCCUCAGCACUUCUAUACUUUUUCAUGAGGAAGAAUUUUGAAUUUAACAAGCAGAAGUCAAUUGUCCGGUCUCACUUACAACUCAUCAAGGCUGUCAGCCAGCUAAUAGCCGAUGCUGGGAUUGGAGGCUCUCGGUUUCAACAUUCCUUGGCAAUUACCAAUAAUUUUGCUAAUGGUGACAAACAAAUGAAAAACAGCAAUUUCCCCGCAGAAGUGAAAGACCUCACGAAACGUAUCAGGACUGUUUUGAUGGCUACAGCGCAGAUGAAGGAGCAUGAAAAAGACCCUGAGACGCUGGUGGAUCUCCAGUACAGUCUGGCAAACUCCUACGCCAGCACCCCUGAGCUCCGGAGGACCUGGCUGGAGAGCAUGGCCAAGAUUCACGCGAGAAAUGGAGACCUAUCAGAGGCCGCCAUGUGUUACAUCCACAUAGCUGCCCUCAUUGCAGAAUACCUGAAACGAAAAGGUUACUGGACAAUGGAAAAGAUUUGCACACCACCCCUGCUUCUGGAGGAUGCCCACCCCUGUGAUAGCAACCCAUUACUAACAACUCCUGAUGGAGGAAGUAUGUUCUCCAUGGGCUGGCCAGCUUUUCUAAGCAUUACCCCAAAUAUAAAAGAAGAGGGUGCGAUGAAAGAAGAUUCUGGAAUGCAGGAUACACCAUACAAUGAGAAGAUCCUGGUGGAACAGCUGUACAUGUGUGUGGAGUUCCUCUGGAAGUCUGAGCGAUAUGAACUCAUCGCUGAUGUCAACAAACCCAUCAUCGCCGUCUUUGAGAAGCAGAGAGACUUCAAGAAAUUAUCAGACCUCUACUAUGACAUUCAUCGGUCAUACCUAAAAGUUGCCGAGGUGGUGAACUCAGAGAAGCGACUGUUUGGUCGCUAUUAUCGUGUGGCAUUUUACGGGCAGGGAUUUUUUGAAGAAGAAGAAGGCAAAGAGUAUAUUUAUAAAGAGCCGAAACUAACAGGUCUCUCGGAGAUUUCCCAAAGGCUGCUCAAACUCUAUGCAGAUAAAUUCGGCGCAGACAAUGUGAAGAUCAUCCAGGAUUCCAACAAGGUCAACCCCAAGGAUUUGGAUCCCAAAUAUGCCUACAUCCAGGUAACCUACGUCACCCCAUUCUUUGAGGAAAAGGAAAUCGAGGACCGGAAGACAGAUUUUGAAAUGCAUCACAACAUCAACCGCUUUGUCUUUGAGACACCCUUUACCCUGUCUGGCAAGAAGCACGGCGGAGUGGAGGAGCAGUGCAAGCGGAGGACCAUCCUCACAACGAGUCACUUGUUCCCCUAUGUGAAGAAGAGGAUCCAGGUGGUCAGCCAGUCCAGCACUGAACUGAACCCUCUUGAAGUGGCCAUUGAUGAGAUGUCCAGGAAGGUCUCUGAGCUGAACCAGCUCUGCACCCUGGAAGACGUGGACAUGAUCAGACUGCAGCUGAAACUGCAGGGCAGCGUCGGCGUGAAGGUUAAUGCCGGACCCAUGGCCUACGCAAGAGCUUUUCUUGAAGAAACCAAUGCAAAGAAAUACCCGGACAACCAAGUAAAGCUUCUAAAGGAAAUCUUCAGACAAUUUGCAGAUGCCUGCGGGCAGGCCCUUGAUGUGAACGAGCGUCUAAUCAAGGAGGACCAGCUGGAGUACCAGGAAGAGCUGAGGGCCCACUACAAGGACAUGCUCAGCGAACUCUCCACUGUCAUGAAUGAGCAGAUUACCUACAGGGAAGACCCAUCAAGACGCGCAGUGGAGCGACCCUGCACUCGAGUCAUUAGCAAGGCGACUGCCACCCUGCCCUCUGGGCCGGGCUCCUCUGGGGCUGAGGUUUGAGGGUGCAGCAGUCCACGCACCUCUAAGAGAACUCUCGACGUUUGCAGCUACUCUCGGGGAAGAGAGAGACAGAAUUAAUUUAUUUGAAGUUUUUAUGAUGUUUAUAUAUAUAGUACACAUAAUGUGUGUACACACAUAUAUACAUACACAUCAGGGGGCUUGAAGAUUGUAGCAAAAUAGAAUGAAAAGGUAAUAGCAUUUCCCAUGAACUUCUUGAAGCAUCCUCGUAUGGGAGUGGCUUCAUCCGGGUGGUGUCGUGGGUUCUCAGGUGGGCUGCUAACCCCCAGGGGAGCAGUUUCAAACCCCAGCUACGUGGAGGGAGAAAGAGGAGGCUUUCUGCCUCCUUUAGAGUGACAUUCUCUGAAACCCACAGAGGCAGUUCUCUGUUCUGAAGGGUAGCUGUCAGCCAGAAUCAAAUGAUGGCAAUGAGUUGUAACUUUUUUUUUAAAUACAUGUGUACAUAAAGGGACUUCAACAUAUUUGUGGGGAAAUGGAAUGGAAAAAUGAUAAAAUGUCUCCAAGAACUUGUUGAGGUCUCCUUAUUCACAUACCUAGGAGCUCUGGUGGCAUAAAGGUUAUACAUUGAGCUGCUAAAUGAAAGGUCAGCGGUUUGAAACCACCAGCUGCUCUGAGAGAGAAAGAUGAGGCUUUCUGAUUCAGUGAGAUGGUUCCAGCCUCGAGAUCCCACGAGGGCCAUCUGACCCUGCUCUCCGGGGUUUCUGUGAGUCAGGGUCAGCUAGAUUGUUGUGAGUUGGGAUUUUUAAAUUUUGUUCACACACACACAUACACACACAGUUUUUUCUAACCUUGCUAGCUUGGGAAUUUUUCCAUCCUCCAGAUUUGCACAUUUUCGGUGUUUGCUGUCAAUUAUAUAUUCAAUGCCAAGUCCUAGUACAGUAUUUUGAAGGUCAAAGUGAAUGUUUUUGUAACAUGUAAAUAGAUAAUGUAAAAUACAUGAUUUUUACCAAAUGGAAAAGAACCUGUUUAGUUAAUACUCCUGAAAGUACUAAAAUGAUAUGAUCAAAAUGUCAGACAAAAUGAUAUUAAUGUUAUUUGUGUAUGUGUACAAAAGUGUUGAUAAAUACUAAUCUUUAAAGCUAAUGGGGUUCCUUUAUUUGUAAUAUAUGUCUCUUUAAAGCAAUGGGAUAUGAAAUUAUGAAAUUAUUUUGUUGUUAAUAUAAAUAAAAAAUACACUUACUUUGCA